Messenger RNA from Hevea brasiliensis (rubber tree), 1450 nucleotides. Its product is annotated as presenilin-like protein At2g29900. Gene Ontology annotation, molecular function: aspartic endopeptidase activity, intramembrane cleaving. Lineage: Eukaryota; Viridiplantae; Streptophyta; Magnoliopsida; Malpighiales; Euphorbiaceae. The transcript has a single exon. The record is from RefSeq and is a predicted model, not a curated record. Bases 138 to 1418 code for a protein of 426 amino acids. Gene Ontology annotation, biological process: protein processing. Gene Ontology annotation, cellular component: membrane; nucleus.
GAGGCUCCCACAUGAAAGUCAAUGCAACCUAAGAAAUCUGCAGUAAGUUCUUUCCAUUGCCCUGGAAGCCACCAGUCAAUCAAAUAAAGAAACCCCCUCAUCGCAAUCCCCAAUUGAUCCAAAAAUUGAACGCCCAAAUGGCCCAAAUCCAAAGACCCAAAAGCUUUCUUGAUUCUUUAGGAGAAGAAAUAAUCAGAAUCAUAACACCAGUAUCAAUCUGCAUGUUCAUUGUGGUGAUUCUAGUCUCAAUUCUCAACACAGACUCCUCAUCGGCAUCAACAACAAUAAACAACAUAGCUACCAUGGCUUACGCUGAGACAACCUCCGACUCCUUCUGGGAUAAGCUCAAAGGUGCCCUUUUGAAUUCUCUUGUGUUUGUGGCUAUUGUCACUGUUGUUACUUUUGUUCUGGUGCUUCUUUUUUACCUUAGAUGCACUCAGUUCUUGAAACUAUACAUGGGUUUCUCUUCUUUUAUUGUUUUGGGAUUCAUGGGUGGUGAAAUUGCCUUGUUCUUGAUAAGAGAUUUUAGUGUUCCUAUCGAUUGUUUCACGUUUUUGGUGGUUUUGUUCAACUUUGCUGCUGUGGGUGUAUUGGCUGUGUUCAUGUCAAAAAUGGCUAUAUUUGUGACACAGGCUUAUUUGGUUGUCAUUGGGGUUUUGGUUGCUUAUUGGUUUACUCUUUUGCCUGAAUGGACUACUUGGGCACUAUUGGUUGCCAUGGCAUUGUAUGAUCUUGCUGCUGUUUUAUUGCCUGUUGGGCCAUUGAGGCUCUUGGUAGAGCUUGCAAUAUCUAGGGAUGAAGAUAUCCCUGCAUUGGUUUAUGAGGCUCGGCCUGUGACUAAUCAUCAUUCAGGCUCUAGGGAUGGUGUAGCUCAAAGGAGGCUGUGGAGAGAAAGGAGAAAUGUGGGAAAUGAUUCUGAAGAGAAUUUGAAUUCUGAAUCUAGUUUGGAUUCGAACUUGACUAAUGGUACAGUUGAUGGUGGUCAUCACACUACAAGAUUAGCUAGAGCUGAAGAAGGGCAACUUCUGGAAAGGGAUGCCGAGCUUUCAGCACCAUUAAUUGAUCGUAGGAGUAGUGUUCAGGUUCAUGGACAGGGAGAUGCUGUAUCAAGCGAAAGUUUGCUGCUAGAGGGCAUUGGGUUGGGGUCAACCGGUGCCAUCAAGCUCGGGCUGGGGGACUUUAUCUUCUAUAGUGUGUUAGUUGGAAGAGCGGCAAUGUAUGACUUUAUGACUGUUUAUGCAUGUUAUCUUGCUAUAAUAGCUGGUUUGGGCAUUACGCUGAUGCUAUUGGCAUUUUAUCAGAAAGCUUUGCCAGCUCUUCCCGUUUCAGUUGCCCUAGGUGUGCUAUUCUAUUUCUUGACUAGGCUGUUACUUGAAGCUUUUGUUGUACAAUGUUCUUUGAACCUUGUGAUGUUUUAGGAAUAAGAAUAAUAAGAUAUUGCAGUUUAAUA